Molecule: messenger RNA, 6970 nt
Organism: Chironomus riparius
Lineage: Eukaryota; Metazoa; Arthropoda; Insecta; Diptera; Chironomidae
Source: the annotation of a GenBank genome assembly
AAGUAUAUCACAAUUAUCAGUUCCUUUAGCAAUGUUUUUGUGAUUAAGCUGUUUAUAAUGUUCAUUAAACGUUCUUCAAUUAUCAAAUUGUUAAUUUUUUCUUGUGCUUUUUUUGAAUAUUCUAAUUAUAAUUGUUCUGGACAUAGAGAAGAAUUUUGCGGUAAACGUACAGCAUUGAAAGCAUUAAUCAUAAAUGGAUUAACUGCGGAACGAGGACUGUUUCCAUGGGUCGCUGUUCUAAUGAGUGGUGAUGUUCCAUUUUGUGGAGGAUCACUUUUGACAAAUGAUUUAGUGUUGACAGCUGCUCAUUGUAUACGUGGCAAAGAUGAUAUGUACUUAUUUCACCCCAACAAUUUAACAGUUGUAUUGGGCGCACAUAACCUUAGUGAUCCUUACGAAAAUGGAAAAAUAUUUGUUAAUGUUUCAAAGAUUGAAGUUCACAAAGAUUGGAAUAUAACAUCUGAGGAUUAUGAUGCGGAUAUCGCAAUAUUAACAUUAGACCACAUUGUAAAAUUUAAUUCACACAUCACUCCAAUAUGCCUUAUACCUCCACAAUCGAAUAUUACUAUGAUCGAUAAUGGAUAUACUGCUGGCUAUGGAAUGAGUGAAAAAAGGAGUUAUGAAAAUAUUUUACGCUUUAUUAACAUUCCAAUUAUAUCCGAUGUUCAUGAUUGUAUGAAAUCAUACGAUGUUCUCUACAAAAUGUCAAGUAAGCGGACAAUAUGUGCUGGAUCGCGUAAUGGCUCUGGCGUUUGUGAAGGCGAUAGUGGGAAUGGACUUUUUGUGAUUCACGAUGAUACUCAUUAUCUUCGUGGAAUUGUGUCAUCAUCGGUUAAGAGUGGAUAUAGUUGUGACACAUUCGAGUUUGCAAUAUUUACAAAUGUUGAUAAGUUUUACGAUUGGAUUCAAGAGAAAAUUAAGAAAAGAGAACAACUGGUCCUGAUUGGAUCCCGUUUUAUAACUCCUGGUACUAAUUACACAUUUAUUCUUUAUGGAAUAAACUUAGCUUCCAAUUCAUCUCUAAGUGUUUCCUUUGAAGGCAUUAAUCGUAUUGAGCCCAUUUUAUUAAGUAAUUUAGAUGAGACUUUAAAUAAAGAAAUGAGCUUUCAGAUUCCACUCAGUUCAAUGCCAAACUAUGAGUUGAAAUUGUUGUACAAAAGAUCAAGCAGUACAAUUUGUGUGGAACAAUCAAUUCAGCUCAUCAACCUUCUCGAGCGUCCAAUAAUUCUAAUCAAUAUAAACAAACCAAUUUACGAACCGUUCGAUGAAAUUAAAUUAAAAGUUUUUGUGCUAAAUCAUAAACUAAUUCCAUUUAAUGAGCCUAAGAAAUUGGAUGUUACUGUGACAGAUGCGAACAAUAAAACUUUUAAAAGUUUUCGUUUGCUUGCUAAAAAUUAUGGACUAUAUGAAAAUGUUUUUAGAUUAUCUGGAAACUUAAAUUUUGGUUUGUGGAAGCUUGAAGUAAAAGUUGGCGACAAAAAGCGAUCAAAAAGAUUUAAAGUUCAAGAAAGUCUCAAGAAAACCAUUCAACUCGAUGUAAAGAUGUCAAAAGAACUGUCAUUUUAUGAUAAGCAGAUCAACAUGAGCCUCAUUGUGAAACAUCCAACAAAAAUUCAUGUUACUGCAGAUCUGACCAUCUCUGUUGAUAUUUAUUCACUAGCAACUAACAGCACAAUAGUCCAAAAUAUAAGAUUUUACUCGCGUUUUAGAAAUUUUAAAAAAUUUAGACUAGUAGAAGACUUGGGCAUCUCAUCAAAUCAUUCAGACUGUCUCGUUAAGUUUAACAUAACCAUUGACGAUUUCCAAUCAAAUUUAACUUCUUCAUUGGAAUCUGAAGUAAUUUUGAGAAAAGAUAAAAUAAGAAAAAUUUCAUUGAAAAGGAAGAAAUAUUUUCGACCAGGAUUAAAGUUUAAAGCUGUUGCUGAUGUCAGAUCAAUUGAUGGAAAACGAGACAACACAAUAACUUCCAUGGAAGCCAUUGUUACUUAUUAUAGAAGUCACAAUCAAACAUAUAAUAAAAGUCAAACCUUAAACAUCACAAAUGGUGAGAGUUUAGUUGAGAUAAAUCCUCGAAAUGACACAACUAAAAUUGAAAUUGAGUUAAGAGUAGCAGAAACAUAUUUGAGGGAAUAUAUUGAGCGACAUCCUGGAACUGACGAGUACAUCACUGUGAAACUGACAAAAACCAACUCAACUGCUCGAGAAGUGUUAGUAGAAGCAUCUGCAAAGUUCAGGACUCUCUCUGUUAUUAUUUAUGGACCUAAUGGAUUAGUCUAUACUAAAAACUGCGCGGAAGCAAAAGGCCACAAUAAUCAUGGAUUUUCCUUCAACUUAAAGGAUGAAAUGAAGCCUAAGGCAACAUUAAUUGCUUACGAUUUUACUUCGAAUGGUGAAAUAGUCUACGACAUGGUUGAAUUGGAUGUUGGUCACUAUAAAUACAACUCGCUUAAAAUCAGUACAAAUGUCUCUGCAAAUAGCAAGCAAUUAAUAGACUUAUUAAUUGAAUCUGAGAUUGGAUCUACGGUAUUCCUUACAGCAUUUGAACAAGAUUCAUCCUUACAAUAUGGAUUAUCUGAGAAAUCAAUAAAUAGAGAAAUAAUGAGCUUUACGAAUCUUAAAUUUAAAAGUACACCUGAAUUUAAGUUUGAUGAUUCAAGCCUGUUCGUUAUGCAGCCUUUUAAAGAAAUCAACAAUGACAAAACUUCAGGAAUUGAUGAUGAGUUUGAGGAAAAUCAACAUGAGUCGUUAAAUGCUCCAACCUAUCGGCAUGAUUACAUUCCAGAUAAAUGGUUCGAUGAUGAAUAUUUUCUUGAAAAUGACACCAUUAAGAAAAUUUUAAAGAAAAUUCCAUCACGUCAGACCACGUGGCAAAUUCAAGGAAUUUCAAUUCAUCCAACAAAAGGACUUGCAGUUGCAUCAUAUUCACUGAAUGUUGACGUUCCAAAAUCACAUUUAAUAAAUAUUAAUUCACCUCCAAUGACUCGCGAGAAUGAAAUUUUUGAAAUCAAAUAUGAAAUCAAAAACCUAGUCCAAGAGUCAACUAGAUUGUCUGUUAAAGUUAAAGUUGAAAACGGAGAUUUGAUAUCGAUGAAUAAAAACAGCUGCUCAAUAAGUCAUCAACCAACAUUAUCAUAUGAUUUAACACUUCUACAAGGCACAAACUCGAUUCAAAAUAUUUUUCUUAGAUCUCAUAAAGCAGAUACAAUGAAGGUUACUGUUAUGACUGAUGCAAAGUACUUUGUUGAUGUUGAAAGAAUCAUCAAAGUUGACGACAAACAAAAGCUUGUUUGCUCUGCUUUUAAGUUCGUCGAGAGUUUUAAAGCCAUGAAAUCUUUAAAAAUCGAUCAAUCGAUGCACAACUCUCGAUAUGAAGUCACCAUUUAUGGCAAUCUUCUUGAUCCGCUAAUUGGACGAUUCGAAAGUUUUUUUCCUUCUUUUAAAUAUAAGGAAUCUAAGAUCAACUUGUUAUCAGCAUCAAUAACUUUUUAUAAAUUUCUGAAAGCCAUUAAUAAGUCCGAAAUUGAAUUAGGCAAAAAGAUUUUUAAGGACUUGGAAAAAGGCAGAGAUUUUGCAACAGAGCUUCUUGAAGCCGAAAUAGAGCUGAAAAGUCCAUCAAAUAUAAGAGUGGUCGCUUAUGCUGCACAAGCACUUAUCGACUGCAAAGAGUUUCUGAAGAUUGAUGAAGAAUUGGUGAAAGCAGCUGCUAGCUUGAUAAUGAGUCAUCAGAAUUCAGACGGAAGUUUUCCAUACGAUGAGAUGUCGAGUUACCGAGUAGACAUUGGAAGUAGAAGUGCUCAGGUGCAAAUUCAAACAUCUAUCGUAAUUUUACUAUUCAUUAAGGAUCCGGAAUUGAAGGACAUACAUCAUGAAAAAAUAUCAAAAACAUUGAAUUAUUUCAAUACUUUAAAGCCUGAGGAUCUCCAUAAUGAUUACGAAAUUGUCCUUAUUGCACACGUAUUCUCAGUUAAUGAUGAUGACGAAGCAUCACAAUUUUUUUUAAAAAAAUAUAAAGCCUCGCAUGUAAAUGCUACAUUACAGAAACAUAAGUCUAUGUUUGUGGAAACAAUUUCGACUCUUAUUAUGACAAAAAUUCUUUUGUAUGAAGAUCCCAAGGAAGAAGUUAAAUGGUUGAUUGAACAACGUAGUACAGAUGGUGGCUUUUAUUCACCAUACAGUACAGCUUUAGCACUUCAAGCUCUUUAUGAAUAUACAAAGUUUAGAAAUUUUCCCCAAACAAAUCUCGAUAUUUAUGUCAAUAAUACGUUAAAAGGACGACUAGAUAGCUGCCUUGACAGUAAACACAUUGAAAUAGAUUCAAAAAAGUUUUCUUUUUCAACAACAAAUAAAGUUUUGUUAUAUUUAUCGGAACAUAAAGAAAAUAGUCCUCAGAAAUCAAAUGGACAGUUUUUUAAUGUAACAAAUGACGUAAAAAAUGAAGGAAAUGGAAAAUAUAAAAUUAACAUCAAAGUAAGAAUACUUGGAACGAUUAAAAUUUAUUUUAAGACUGUGAAUUUCAUGAUGAUUGAGGUGGAAAUCCCAAAUGGAUAUAAACUUGACAAAGUUUUUCAUACCAGUAUGUUCAAGGGAGAGUUUCAAAAAAAUAAUCAAAUGUUAUUAAUUUAUGGAAGAAACAUUAAAUGCUGCGAACAUGACGUAGAAUUCAGCCUUCUCCUUACCAAAAUUUAUUAUGUUUGUAACUUGGCACCUUCCACAAUAACUGUAUAUGAUUAUUACCGGCAAAAUUUGAAAAACAUCUUUAACUACACAAUCGAUCAGUCUGAUAUUUUAUGUAAUUGCUAUAAUAUAAAGCAUCAAUAAAGACAUUAAAAUACUUCUUUCGACUAAGGAAGACUUAUUAAUAAAUUAAGUAUAAUAAAUUUUUAAGAUAGCGUUGAAUAAAUUUAAAUAAUGAAAUAUUUACAAAAAAUUUCACUAGGGUGACCAUCAAAUUGUUUUUUUUUUUAAACAUAAACAUUUUUGGAUUCUUUAAUUAGAUAAAAUACAAUGAUAAUGUUUUACAAUUAAAAUUUGUCUUUUUUCCAGGGGUUGACACGAUUUCAUCUUUUCAUCAUUUUUCAUCUUUUGAUACAAAAAUUUCAUCUUAACAAUAGGAUUAGGCAGAGCUCGAAGUCGACUGGAGUCGACUUCAUUUUUUUCGAGUCGACUCCAAAUCGUCCGAUCAAAAAUCAUCAAAAAUCAUCAAAAAUGAUCAAAAAUGAUCAAAAAUGAUCAAAAAUGAUCAAAAAUGAUCAAAAAUGAUCAAAAAUCAUCAAAAAUCAUGAAAAAUCAUCAAAAAUCAUCAAAAAUGAUCAUAAGCAUCAAAAACGAUCAAAAAUCAUGAAAAAUGAUCAAAAAUCAUGAAAAAUCAUCAAAAAUGAUUAAAAUUUAUCAAAAAUCAUCAAAAAUUAUCAAAAUGUAAUUCUUCAGUUCCCCACCCUUGGCAAAAAUAUCAUGAUUUUGUUAUCGGUUUGAACUUUCUAAAAAAAACCAGGACAUUUAUGCCAAAACAGGGCACAGAACAAAUUUAAAAAAAAAUUACAGAAGUCCUCGUGUUAUUGAUCGAGGGACUUAAGCGCAUUUUUGUGUUAGCGAUCAGUAUUUGAUUAUCUAUUUAUUUUACGUUCAUUUACAGAUCAUUAGAAGAUCUUUAAUUUUAGUGUAAUUGGCAAAUAAUUAUAAUGAAUGCUUAAAUGGAAAAGCUUUAUUAUUUAACGGUCAAUAAAUAAAAAAUUAAAUCUUUUACUUUUCUCUCCUCUGCGUUGACAAUUAAAACAGGAUUAUUUCAUUCUAGUAAUAUAAUCCACUCCUUCAAUAACUAAUUUGAAGUUAAGCUCGUCUUUCAAGAUCUUAAAGUUUACAGGACAAAUUUCAAUUUCCUUAUCUUCAUUUUCACUUUUUUGGUCAGAAACCAGUUGCAUGAAGCUUUUUUGACAAUCAAAAUAUUUUUCAUGACUUUUCAAAAUUCUUGGUACUAUUUUAUCAUCUUCAAUAGAAAAACCACUUUUUUUUAUAGUAAUAACGAAUAUAAUCGGUUUGACAUCUGCUGUCGGAACGACAUUUAAUUGCAUGUCUCCUAAAUUUUUUUCCAAUGAAUCUUUGAACCAGUUAUAAGAUUUCAUAUUAAUUGGUUUGAAAAUUGCAUAACCGAAAUCCACUUUUAUGAUGCAUUUAAUAUAUGGAGGUAAUUUUUUCCAAAUGUUUUUAAGAAAAGCAUUAUAACUUUCUCGUAAUAUAAAAUCAUGUGGAUAGUUUUUAUGAAUAACCGUUAGACUAUGUGCUUUUUGUUCGUCAUAAGUAAAGCUAACAUCAGCAUCAGUGUUUGCAGCUUGAGUUUCAGGACCUUCUGAAUUGCCAGAAAUAGUAACCGAAAUGCCGUUUUCUCUCUUUUGGUCAUCAGCAUCAGUGUACAGUUGAUUUCGUGGCAGGAAUGCUGUAUUUUCUGCAGCUUGAGUUUCAGGAUCUGUUAUGAUCGUAGGAUCAUUUUGGGAUGUUUCAUUGACUCCAGAGAUUUGAUGAUUAGGCGUUUGGUUACUAGACAUUUGAGUCUCUGUUUUCAUUGAUUUUUGAGAGCAUUUUUUGACGAGAAAGAUUACAGCAUCGAUUACAGCAACGAUUAAAGCAACGCUUAAAGCAACGUUUAUAACAUCAUUAAAGUAGUUUUGAGGUGAACCGUCGUUAAAGUUGUUUUGAGGUGGACCGUCGUUAAAGUUGUUUUGAGGUGGACCGUCGUUAAAGUUGUUUUGAGGUGGACCGUCGUUAAAGUUGUUUUGAGGUUGACCAUCGUUAAAACAUCGUUUAAUCAAACAUAUCUCAUCUUCUUGCUUGUCAAGACAAAAUCCUUUAACUAUGAAACCAGACGGACAUGAUUUUUGGCAAACAAAUUCUUGGCUUUCAUUUAGUUGUGUGACUAUUUCAUUCCCAUCAGUUAGAUUGUUACGUACUAAAACAUUAUUACCUGUGUGGUCGGUAU